Molecule: messenger RNA, 355 nt
Organism: Silurus meridionalis
Lineage: Eukaryota; Metazoa; Chordata; Actinopteri; Siluriformes; Siluridae
Product: splicing factor YJU2-like
Exons: 3
Coding region: 23-313 (96 amino acids)
Biological process (GO): mRNA splicing, via spliceosome
Source: RefSeq, a predicted model, not a curated record
ACAAAGGUACAGAGGCCGAGAGAUGAUGGAAUGUUCAUCUGUAUAUUUUGUGUUCGUUCCUGUACUCAAACAGACCGACCCUGAAAACAACGAUUACAGAAUUGAAAGUGGUGCAACGAGAAACUUUCAGGUGUUAGAGAACCCAAAAAGGGGCCUAAAAGAUGGAGAUGGAACUUCUAGAGAACCUGCAGGAGCAGAAUUAGCUGAAUCAGCGACAGGCUCGGGUGGAUUUGAGUCCAUGCUGCAGCAGUCCAGUGAGCUGGAGAAGAGAUGGAAGGAACAGAAGCAGGAGGAGAUUGAGAGAGAACUUUAAGAAAUGCUGGAGAUGGCGCGGACGAAAAGGCUGAAGGAUUCG